Phytophthora infestans T30-4 is the source of this 2138-nucleotide messenger RNA. RefSeq names its product palmitoyltransferase, putative. Bases 1 to 2040 code for a protein of 679 amino acids. Gene Ontology annotation, molecular function: palmitoyltransferase activity; protein binding. NCBI's taxonomy places the organism in Eukaryota, Oomycota, Peronosporomycetes, Peronosporales, Peronosporaceae. Gene Ontology annotation, biological process: protein palmitoylation. The record is from RefSeq and is a predicted model, not a curated record. Gene Ontology annotation, cellular component: Golgi membrane. The transcript has 2 exons.
AUGCGAUCUCCGAAAGCCGACGCGGCCACCGAAUUGACGCCGCUAAUCGGCGGUCCCAAUGGCUCGCGCUCCAACUCGGGCUCAGGCGCGCCGCUGUUGUCUCCAAGCUACGCGGCGUCGUCUCCGUCGUCCUCCGCCUUCUCGCCCUUCAGACUCACUGAAGAACUCGAGGACCAGAAAGAGUCUCUACCGCGUACGGGCAACCUGUCGGAGUUGCUGUCCCAGCACGAAGAUGACGACCCCCAGAGCGAGGAUGACGAGGUCACAGAGAGCCAAUACGCGUACUUUGCAUCCCCCGCCAAGGUGCUGGGCUCAGCCUGUGUGAAAGGCGACUAUUUCCAGGCUCAAAGUGCCGUGGAGAUGGCCAUCAGCAAGGCCGUCCAAGCUGCGGAGCGACAGGAACAGAUGCAGGAGGAGAAACGAACCGAGCGAGCCGUCACUGAAGCGACGAGGCGACGUGUGGCCGAGAGUGUGUUCCGUCUCUUGACGGUGCAUGAAGCCCGUCAUCAGAUGAACUCUCUGCAUCUCGCCGUGCUGUACGAACACCCGACGCUAGUGGCGUAUCUGGUGUCGGUCGCCAGGAAGUAUCUGCCAAGAGAGCGAGACACGCUGUUGAAGGUCAAGAGACAUAUUCAUGUAAAUCACACCAAUGGACACGACGGUGGUCCCGAGUGUGCGUCGGAUCGCGAAGAGUUGGAGGAAGAGACCAAUAGCAAUGCCAGCACCGAGACCCAGGAACGCGAGCACGAGGACGUUGGGUGUGGCACCCUACAGGAUUUCCUUGACAGUCGCUGUGGAGACUCGAAGCACCGCGCGACGGCCUUGAUGCUGUGCACGUCGGUGGCGUGUGCGACCACGUUGAUUGACGCUGGCGCGUCGCUAAAUGCGACGAACUCGUCCGGGAUGACGGCGAUGCAUUACGCUGCAAGCACGGGCAACGCUGCGUUCGUGAGUCUGCUGGUGUAUCGCGGAGCUGACGUCAACCAGACCGACAGUCGUGGCGCUACAGCUCUGCAUUGGGCCGUGUUCGAAGGGUUCCAGUACACGGCCAUGUUGCUGGUGGGGUACGACGCGAACCAGAAGAUUUGCGACUCGGAGAAGCAGACGCCGCUCAUGAUCGCGAGUGCUCUUGGAGACGCCUUUCUCGCCAAGCAGCUGGUCGUGGAAGGAGCGCCUGUACAUGCCAAGGACAAACACGGGCGGACGGCGAUGGACAUCGCUCGACAGGGAGCCCACUUUGACACGGCGAGUGCGUUAAAAGCCGUGGGGCUGGCGUUUCUGACGCUCACGUGUGUCAUGUACACGUACGUUUGUAGCAAGGACCCGGGGUAUGUGCCUCGCUCCACACGCCCCGCGUACCAAGUCUUGGCGAGGGAAGACAACGCCGUCCCGUGUCCGACGUGCGUCGCCCGGAAGCCUCAGCGCUCGAAGCACUGCUCGGCCUGUCGACGCUGCGUGUACCGGUUCGACCACCACUGUCCGUGGAUUAACAACUGUGUGGGUCUUGGCAACCACCGCAGCUUCCUCAUCUUCCUGGUCACUCUGUCGAGCUUUUGCCUCGCUAUCGGCUCCAUAUCACUGAGCAUUCUACUCGGUCACCUCCCGCUGCAUCCGCCUGCGUCUAGUGUUGAGGACUCUGCUGUGUGGCCGUGGAGGUGGCUGCAACCGCCUGAGUGGGCGAUGGCUGGAGAUAUACACCCACACUCGGAGACAUCGUCGCUACUGCUGCAUGGGAUCCACGGGUUCCUACUGGUCUGUGCGACGGUGUUCGGCUUGCCCACGGCCACGUUGCUGCUGAUCCAGCUGCGUAACGUGAGUCGUAAUCUGACCACCAACGAAGUAUUCAACAAGGACAAGUAUCCGUAUUUGAAGACACCACUGGACGAGUUCUACAACCCUUUUGACGGCGGCUGUGCUCACAACUUUGCGGAGGUGUGUCGCGGCGACGUCCCGAGUAAUGAGGAGGAUGAAGACGAGCUCGAGGACAGCAGGAGCUCCGCAUUGCAAGAACACGACGUUAGCUCUGUCAGCGAAAGAUAAAGCAGUGGGUAACUACAACCUUGUACCCAAUUUUGACUCGAUGUUCAACCGUACAAGAAGAUUCUAAUUAAAACAAUACAACUACUGUAUCGAUCUCU